Pteronotus mesoamericanus is the source of this 4998-nucleotide messenger RNA. RefSeq names its product SLAIN motif family member 2 (gene SLAIN2). Gene Ontology annotation, cellular component: microtubule plus-end. The transcript is spliced from 9 exons. The record is from RefSeq and is a predicted model, not a curated record. Lineage: Eukaryota; Metazoa; Chordata; Mammalia; Chiroptera; Mormoopidae. Bases 166 to 1992 code for a protein of 608 amino acids. Gene Ontology annotation, biological process: microtubule nucleation; cytoplasmic microtubule organization; positive regulation of microtubule polymerization.
GAGCUGGGGGGACGCUGGCGGUGGGGCCUGGCCCUGCUCUAUGCCGGCGCCUCGGCUAGAGUGAGCGGCAACGGCGGCGACGCCGGCGACGCCUCUUUGCUCCGGCUCUUUACUGGUGGCUGUGAGUCUGAGCGGGUGGCGAGCGGCAGAGGCGGCGGGGCCGGGAUGGAGGACGUUAACUCCAACGUGAACGCGGACCAGGAGGUGCGGAAGCUGCAGGAGCUGGUAAAGAAGCUGGAGAAGCAGAACGAACAGCUUAGGAGUCGCUCGGGGGCCGUGCAGGGCGCCGGCUCCCUCGGGCCCGGUAGCCCGGUGCGAGCCGGCGCGUCCACUCCCUCCUCCGGCUCGGCGUCCCCUCGGGGCUUCCCCUUGGGCCUGAGCGUCAAGUCGAGCAGCGGGGCCGGGUCGGGCCCGAGGCGGACGAGUAGCGAGGAGCUGCGGGACGCCACCUCCCUGCUGGCAGCCGGCGAGGGCGGCUUGCUGGACGAGGUGGAGCCGCUGCGGCCCGAGGAGCUGGAGCGCCUGUCAGGCUGGGAGGAGGAGGAGGAGAGCUGGCUGUAUUCAUCACCAAAGAAAAAACUUACACCAAUGCAGAAAUCGGUUAGCCCAUUAGUUUGGUGCAGGCAAGUUUUGGAUUACCCAAGUCCUGAUGUUGAAUGUGCUAAAAAAUCUCUUAUCCACAAACUUGAUCAAACUAUGUCAGCUCUCAAGAGACAGAACUUGUAUAAUAAUCCUUUCAACUCCAUGAGUUACACAAGUCCUUACAGUCCAAAUGCAAGUAGCCCAUAUAGCAGUGGUUUCAAUUCUCCGUCCUCAACUCCAGUGCGGCCUCCUAUAGUCAAACAGCUAAUACUUCCUGGAAAUUCAGGUAAUUUGAAAAGUUCAUCAGACAGAAAUCCUCCACUCAGUCCUCAAUCCUCUGUAGACAGUGAGUUAAGUGCUUCAGAAUUAGAUGAAGACUCAAUUGGAUCCAAUUACAAGCUAAAUGAUGUAACUGAUGUGCAGAUUCUCGCUCGGAUGCAGGAAGAAAGUCUUCGGCAAGAAUAUGCAGCCACCACAUCUCGGCGCAGUUCUGGUUCAUCUUGCAAUUCUACAAGACGGGGUACUUUUAGUGAUCAGGAACUUGAUGCACAAAGUUUAGAUGAUGAAGAUGACAAUAUGCAUCAUGCAGUAUACCCUGCUGUUAACAGGUUUUCACCAUCACCACGCAAUUCACCUCGACCAUCACCUAAGCAGUCACCCAGAAAUUCACCUCGUUCACGAUCUCCUGCUCGGGGAAUAGAAUAUAGUAGAGUGUCCCCACAGCCUAUGAUUAGCCGCUUACAGCAGCCUCGCCUUUCACUUCAAGGCCAUCCCACAGAUUUACAGACAAGCAGUGUGAAAAAUGAAGAAAAACUAAGACGCAGUCUUCCAAACCUGUCCCGAACAUCUAACAUACAAGUUGACUCAGUGAAAAGCAGCAGAAGUGACUCAAAUUUUCAAGUGCCAAAUGGAGGAAUACCUCGCAUGCAACCUCAGGCUUCAGCCACUUCGCAAAGGCUGAAAAAUUUGCCUCGUACUUCCCUCAAAGCCAAACAGUUGCUUCAAACUUCAUCUACAAAAAGAGUUCCUUCUCCAGGCAAAUUCCGCUCCCCUGCAGCACCAUCUCCUUUGGCUCUCCGACAACCAGUAAAAGCAUUUAGUAACCAUGGCUCUGGCUCUCCCGGUGGCCAAGAAACAACACAACUCACACAAACCACCUCCUCACCCGGGCCUCCCGUGGUUCAGAGCACCGUCCCAGCAAACCCUCCCAGCAAUAUCAACAGCACUACUCUAACCAGACCUGCAGGGACAACGGUGAUGAGAAGCGGCUUGCCCAGACCCAGUGCCCCUUCUGCUGGGGGUAUACCAGUGCCUCGCAGCAAACUUGCACAGCCUGUUCGCAGAUCCUUGCCAGCUCCUAAAACCUAUGGUAGCAUGAAAGAUGACAGUUGGAAAGAUGGCUGUUACUGACCAGCAAAGAGAAGAAUGCAGAGGUCCACAGCUCCACGGAUACCCUUCACCAGGCUAACAGACAACUUUUAUAUGCAGACUGUUCACAUAAGACUCUUGGGAUUUAUAAAAUCCCAUCCCUCUCUGUCUUAAUUAGCACAAACUGACAGAGAUGAUCAAUCAGCACUUUAAUGACAUUUAACAUCAGAUGUGUUUGGUAAUCAUACAAUCACUCUCCAUAGAAUCACUUUUAGUUUUGUUUAACAGAAACUAAGUUGAUUGUUAAAUAUUUGACAGAGGCCAAUUUUUGGGCAGAAAAAAAAAAACAACUAAUGGAUGCCAAAGAGAAAAUGCCCAUUUGUAAACUAGAGUACCUUUGUGUACAAGAAAAUGGUGAAUUCAAGCUAUCCAAAACUUCACGUUCGACCUAAUUUACUGUAUAAAUGGUAUCAAUAAAUAUCUGUGUUAAUGAGAACUAAUAUUCUGAUUAAUUAUCUAAAAUGUUUCACUAGUAUUUCACUGGUACUCCAAGAAACCAGACUGAGAUGAAAGAGGAUAGGGGCUAGAGGUUUGAAACAUGAUAACUAAAUUUGGGAAAGUUCUAUAAAUUAUUUUUGCAGAUUCAUUAGGGAAGAACAUAUCAUUUUGUUUACUCUUAAGUUUUGGCUGUAGCUCACAUAUCAGCACCACCAGAUAGUGUUACAGCGCGCAUCCAUCACGUUGCAUCGACACAUCGGACUUCUCUGUGUUUGUUUUGAUUGCCAAAAGGGCUUAAUGUCAGUUGUACAAUCUUUCUAAACUUUAUAGCUCCUGGCUCAGGAAAGAUAGCCUUUGCUAUUGAAGCCAACUUCUUCACAUGCUGUUAUCUGUUACAGAACUAAGAGAUCUUGUUUUUAUUAGCAUGUUUCCAUGAUGGGAAAGAGCAAGUAGUAUACGUCUUUAUUCUUGAUAGAAAUAACACCACCUCAGUGCUUACAACCUGGAACAAAACAAUACAGUGAGAGAGAGGGAGAAAAAUUCUAUGCACUUAACUUAUAAACUCUCUGGUAAUGACAGUUGUAUUGUUGCUAUUCAAUGACACAACAGUCUGUUAUGUGGUAGGAGAAUAGCCUGCUGAAUCCUACCUAAGUUGAUCCAUUUUAAAGUGAGUAACUGUAUAAAACAUCCUUUGAAAAUACUGUCCCUUUUGACUUUGAUUCUGCCUUAUAUCAAUUUUUGCAUUUUUGGUAACAAAUGAAACCCAGUACAUGUGACUACAUGUGACUCUAACCCUAAAAUACUUGGUCUGUAAUGGCCUGUUUGUAUACCUGGGAAUCACUUUGUUGUUGUGUGGUUUUCUUUUUUCUUUUUUUAGGCUAUUACCAGACUAAAACGUCCUCUAUAGCAGGCCUCUCAUUUUUUUCACAAGAGGUCAUUUUUUAAAUAUUUAAUUUGAGCAGCUCUAAAAUAUUGGCAAUCAAGUCACCUAGAGGAUUUUAGAGAUCUGAACAUAAGUUUAUUUCCUGUUAGUCAAAGACAUUCAGUAAGUUGGCAAAAGAAAUUGAGAAAUGGGAAGCUGGCUAUUCGGGAGAGCGUUGAGGUCUACAUGUUGAGAGGACGAUAAGCUUUCAAACCAGGACCCCUGCUCCACCGUGACAGAGGCCGGGGGAGCCCUGAGGAGCCUGGCCAGCGGGCAGCCGUUCCGUCACUGCCAGUGCUAGUGCACUUCACUGCGCAGUGCGGGCACGGAACUUUGUCCUUGGACUUGAGGGCGACGGGGAUGGUUCAGGAAAGGAUGGCACCAGAAUUCCACAUGAUGACGAACUAAAGUAUGUUCAGAGAAGAUCAAGAAAACAUCUGCUUUGGGUGUGUGAGGGGGUAUCCCAUGUAAAAAUCUAAGUAAAAGAAAGAACUAGCCACUGUCUCUUUUUAAAACCACAUAUACGCAAAACAAAAUAGGUCUCAGUCUUCAGUGCAACAUUGCAAAUAUAUAUAUAUAUGUGUGUAUAUAUAUAUAUAUAUAUAUAUAUAUAUAUAUGCUGCAAUAUAAUAAUUAAGACGAAUUUUAACUAUUAUGAAACACCCAUUACAUUUUUAAGUUAGAUUAACGGUUUCAAAAGGAGUAUUCAGGUUAUUUAACUUCAUUUUUAAAAAGCUGCAUCAGAAAAAAAAAUGUCUAUUUUUUUUAAUUAAAAUAUUUCAUCACAUGUUAAAAAUGUAUUUGGAUCUGAGUUGGGUAAAGUAUUAUUUUACCUGCUGUUGUACUACCACAGACUAUUGGCUUUUAGUUUCCUAAAAAGAAAAAUUGUUUUUUUACUAGAAAGCCUUUGUGUAUUGCCAAUUUUUCUAUUUGGGAAAAUCCAAGGAUUCACUGUGGUUAGUCUUACAGGAGAAAUGUGGAUUUGAUAAACUAGUGCCUAUGAUUUUAACUUAUGUUUGAUAUAUAGUAGUAAGGUUUUAUGAAUGUUGAUUAUUUUUUUUGUGCCAACAGCUCAGAAUUGUCACUUAUAUGUAAGCAGAAAGAUAUGAGCUCUGCUUCCAAAGUUAUUUAAUUUUCUCAGUGUUUGAAUGUUAUUUUUUUGUGUGUUAAUAAAAGUGUAAAGAAUUGGAAAAAAUAUAAAUAUUCUUAACUCAAGCAUUUGCUGGAUCAUUUUUCUACAAAACUUGUUUGUAAUAUAAGACACUCUCUGAAGAGUUGACUUUUCAGUUUUCAUUCCCUGGAAAUCACAUUUUGUAAAACUGGGACCAUUCAUAAUUGUCAGAUACUUUUUAAAAUUAUUAUCUCAAUACAUCACUUUUAUAAAAAAAGUUUUUUUGAAAGGAAAUUCAAUACAUGUGUCCCCAGAUGUUUGUAUAACUCGAGGACGAUUAGACUGUGUAUGUUUAAAUGAACUUUUUAUCAAAUGUACAGGCAUCGGUUUUUGACAUUACGCACGGUCCUUUUAGAUCACAUGAAGUUUGACUGGCAAACAUUUCUAAUAGCCGAACUUGUAUGUGUGGUUGCCUCCUUAAUAAACAGCCUGACCAUAAUGUUUAUUAUUAAAUUUA